CGUGGAGGCUGCAGAGGGCAAUUAACAUAAGAAAAUAGAAUUGUUACGCCUUUCAUGGUAUCGAUAUUUUCCUAAAAGACCGGUACAUCUAGGACAUGUUCAAUUAGAAGUAGUCGCUGUUCACAAGAGAACAUGGCAGGAAACAGCCUGGUAUUACCCAUAGUGCUAUGGGGCCGCCGCGCACCCACACACUGCAUCUCCAGUCUGCUGGUGAUGGAUGAUUUUGCCACCAUCAUCACAGGCUGCCAUGAUGGACAAAUCUGCAUCUGGGACAUGACACCUGAGCUUGAGAUAAGUCCACGUGCCCUCUUGUUUGGACACACUGCUUCCAUCACCUGUUUGUCUAAAGCCAGCGUUGCCAGCGACAAGCAGUACCUGGUCAGCGCUUCGGAGAGUGGUGAGAUGUGCCUGUGGGAUGUCAAUGAUGGCCGCUGCAUUGAGUUCACCAAGCUGGCCUGUGCUCACACUGGGAUCCAGUUCUACCAGUUCACCAUCGGCACCCAGCGCGAGGGCCGCCUGCUGUGCCACGGCCACUACCCCGAGAUCCUGGUGGUGGACGCCACCAGUCUGGAGGUGCUCUACUCGCUGGUGUCUAAGAUCUCGCCCGACUGGAUUAGCUCCAUGAGCAUCAUCCGCUCGCACCGCACACAAGAGGACACCGUGGUAGCUGUGUCUGUUACUGGCAUACUGAAGGUGUGGAUUAUAACGGCCGAUGUGAGCAGAAUGCAGGAUCUGGACCCGGUGUUUGAGGAGGAGUCCAAGCCCAUCUACUGCCAGAGCUGCCAGAGCAUCUCCUUCUGCACGUUCACCCAGCUCUCCCUGCUGGUGGUCUGCUCCAAGUACUGGAGGGUGUUUGACGCGGGGGACUACUCUCUGCUGUGCUCCGUGCCCAGUGAGAAUGACCAGGCCUGGACUGGAGGAGACUUCAUCGCUGCCGACAAAGUCAUCAUCUGGACUGAGGAUGGGUGCAGCUACAUUUACAAGCUGCCUGCCAGCUGCCUGCCUGCCAGCGAGCAUUUCCGCAGUGACGUAGGAAAGACAACAGAGGGCUCCAUCCCCCCUCUAGUCUACAGCAUCGCAGAUCGCGCCGACAAACAGCUCCUCAUAUGCCCCCCGGUGACGCGCUUCUUCUAUGGGCGGCGCGAGCCCUUCCACAAGCUGCUGGUGCAGGGCGACUCGGCCGGCCGCCUCUCUCUCUGGAGCAUCCCAGAGACCUCCCCUCUCCAGCCCCUCUCCUCGGCUGCAGAGCUGCAGGUGUCCUCCACCGUUAGCUUGCAGGAGGCCUUUGACAAGCUGGCGCCCCGGUCAGCGGGCAUCAUCGACCAGCUGAGCGUGGUCCCCGGCUCGGAGGAGCCCAUCAAGGUGACGGCCAGCGUGUACAUUCCAGGCCAGGGCCGGCUGGUGUGCGGCCGCGAGGACGGCAGCAUCAUCCUGGUGCCCGCCACCCAGACCGCCAUCGUCCAGCUGCUGCAGGGAGAGCACAUGCUGCGCAGAGGCUGGCCUCCACACCGCACCCUGCGGGGCCACCGGAACAAGGUGACGUGCCUGCUGUACCCCAACCAGGUGUCGGCGCGCUACGACCAGCGCUCGCUGGUGUCGGGCGGCGUGGACUUCUCCGUCAUCGUGUGGGACAUCUUCACGGGCGAGAUGAAGCACAUCUUCUGCGUCCACGGAGGAGAGAUCACCCAGCUGCUGGUCCCGCCCGAGAACUGCAGCACGCGGGUGUCCCACUGCGUGUGCUCGGUGGCGAGCGAUCACUCGGUGGGCCUGCUGAGCCUGCGGGAGCGCAAGUGCAUCAUGCUGGCCUCGCGCCACCUCUUCCCCAUCCAGGUCAUCAAGUGGCGGCCCUGCGACGACUACCUGGUGGUGGGCUGCUCCGACGGCUCCGUCUACGUCUGGCAGAUGGACACAGGUGCGCUGGACCGCUGUGUGAUGGGCAUCACGGCCGUGGAGAUCCUGAACGCGUGCGACGAGCUGGCGCCGGCGGCGGUGGACGCCCUCAACCACCCGGCGGUCAACCUGAAGCAGGCCAUGACGCGCCGCAGCCUGGCCGCCCUCAAGAACAUGGCCACGCACAAGCUGCAGACCCUCGCCACCAACCUGCUGGCCGCCGACAACGCAGACAAGGGGAACCUGCCCAAGUACUCCCACAAUGCACUUGUGGUGCAAGCGAUGAAGACCAACGUGACGGACUCGGACAUGCACGUGCUCUUCUUCGACGUGGAGGCGGUCAUCAUCCAGCUGCUGACCGAGGAGGCCCAGAGGCCCAACCCCAUGCUGGUCUCCCCGGAGACGCUGCAGAAAGCACCUGGCGGGGUGGACAAAGGCGGCUCCUUGCUGGCCAGCAAGAUCUUCAAACAGGUGAAGGAGACCAUCAAGGAGAACAUCAAGGAGCACCUGCUGGACGAGGACGAGGAGGAGGAGGAAGAGCUGCGCCGGCGCGAGGAGAAGUCCAAGUCCCUGAGCCUGCUGGAGUACAACCUGACCAUGGACACGGCCAAGCUCUUCAUGUCCUGCCUGCACGCCUGGGGCCUCAACGGCCAGCUGGACGAGGUGUGCCUGAGCCGCCUGGGCAUGCUCAAGCCGCACACGCCCAUCUCCUUCGGCCUGAUCUCGCGCGGCGGGCACAUGUCCCUCAUGCUGCCCACCUUCAAGGAGUCCCUGCUGCGCCAGCUGGCGCUGGGCGGCGCGCCCGACGCCGGCCGCAAGCUCUCCGUGUCCGAGACGGUGGGCAAGGGCACGUACGGCGUGUCGCGCGCCGUCACCACGCAGCACCUGCUGUCCGUCAUCUCGCUGUCCAACACGCUCAUGGGCAUGACCAACGCCACCUUCGUGGGCGAGCACAUGAAGAAGGCCCCGGCACGCCCCCCCAGACCGGGCACCCCAGAGACCCUGAGGAAGACCGGCCCGCCGCCCCCCGCCUCCAGCCCCGCCAUGCAGGCCCAGAUCAAACAAGGCUGGAGCCAGCUGGCUGCCAUGCACUGCGUGAUGCUGCCCGACCUGCUGGGACUGGACAAGUUCAGACCCCCUCUGCUGGAGAUGCUGGCCCGCCGCUGGCAGGACCGCUGCCUGGAGGUGAGGGAGGCAGCCCAGGCCCUGCUGCUGGCUGAGCUGCGGAGGAUUGGUCAGUCUGGCAGGAAGGACACCAUUGACCUGUGGGCCCCAUACCUGCCCCAGUAUGUGGACACCGUCAGCUCCCCCACGGCAACUGAGGCGCCCCAGCCAAUCCCGCCACCCCCUGAGCCCCAGCCAGUGGAAGUGAAGGUCCAGGAAGAGGAAAUAGAUGUGACCGACGAUGACAUCACUGCAGGCUGCCUGUCCAACCUGCCGCCCAACGCUAAGAAGAUCUCCAACUCGUACGAGGAGCGGCGGAAGCAGGCCACGGCCAUCGUGCUGCUGGGCGUGAUCGGGGCCGAGUUCGGCGCCGAGAUCGAGCCGCCCAAGCUGCCGUCGCGCCCGCGCACCGCCGCAACGGCCCCCGAGGGCUUCGGCCUGACCACCGGCGGCUCCAACUACUCCCUGGCGCGCCACACCUGUAAGGCUCUGACGUUCCUGCUGCUGCAGCCCCCUAGCCCUAAGCUGCCCCCCCACAGCACCAUCCGCCGGACGGCCAUCGAUCUGAUUGGCCGCGGCUUCACGGUGUGGGAGCCGUACAUGGACGUGUCCGCCGUGCUCAUGGGCCUGCUGGAGCUGUGCGCCGACGCCGAGAAGCAGCUCUCCAACAUCACAAUGGGGCUUCCCCUGAACCCCGCUGCAGACUCGGCCCGCUCGGCUCGCCACGCUCUCUCGCUCAUCGCCACCGCCCGCCCGCCCGCCUUCAUCACCACCAUCGCCCGCGAGGUGCACAGACACACGGCGAUGCAGUCGCAGGGCUCCCAGUCGCAGCAGAACGUGCACACCACCACCCUGGCCCGCGCCAAGACCGAGAUCCUGCGGGUCAUCGAGAUCCUCAUCGAGAAGAUGCCCAGCGACGUGGUGGACCUGCUGGUCGAGGUGAUGGACAUCAUCAUGUACUGCAUCGAGGGCUCUCUUGUCAAGAAGAAGGGCCUGCAGGAGUGUUUCCCUUCUAUCUGCAAGUUCUACAUGGUGGGCUAUUGUGACCGUAGUCACCGCAUUGCUGUGGGAGCGCGGCAGGGUUCUGUGGCUCUGUACGACGUCCGCACCGGCAAGUGCCAGCACAUUCACGGCCAUAAAGGGCCCAUCACAGCCGUGUCCUUCGCUCCAGAUGGGCGCUACCUGGCCACCUAUUCCAACGCCGACAGCCAUAUCUCCUUCUGGCAGAUGAACACCUCUCUGCUGGGCAGCAUUGGCAUGCUGAACUCUGCUCCGCAGCUGCGCUGCAUCAAGACGUACCAGGUGCCGCCGGUGCAGCCCGCCUCGCCCGGCUCCCAGAACGCGCUGAAGCUGGCGCGCCUCAUCUGGACCUCCAACCGCAACGUCAUCCUGAUGGCGCACGACGGCAAGGAGCACCGCUUCAUGGUCUGAGGCGCCCGCCCCUCACCCGCCCGCCGUGCUGGGGGUCCCCCGAAGGGUCACGAGGAGGUCGUCUCGACCGCCCAGACCACGCCCGCUUACCCUGCCCCAACCACACACACACACACACACACACACAUACACCACCCACCCCACUCGCCCCUUAACCCCCCCAGCGGCCAUAUCCCAGCAAGCAGUGGGGCGCGCCAUGGCGCCGUUUACACACGACUUUUAAGUUGUUUACAUUUGAUGUCCAUUCCCUUUGGUUUAGCUGUUUUUACUGUGUCAUUUGGUGGGUUUAUUUAAAAGUGAAGGACCUUUGGAGGAGAGGGGCCCCUGAUGGCCACGCUGCUGUAGCGGGGGGGGGGGGGGCCUCGUGCGUGUGCGGUACAGUGAGCAUGAGGUGCUGUGGUGUGGGCCGAGGCGUAGAGCUGGCCUGUGGGAUUGGAGUGGAAUCUAUUUUAUUUUGUUUUUGUUUGUUUCCUGAUUAACUUGCAUGAGUCGUCAUCGGUAGACAUGUGUUGUUGGGACACACAUUUCACUGGAGAGCUCUGGCAACGGAGGCCCUGUCAUCCUGAUGGGUAUUUACUGAACUGGAGGAGGAAGAAGGAAGCGACUCUCUCUCUCUCUCCCUCUCUCUUUCUCCCCAGAGAGAGAGAGGAGCAGGAGGGCCUGGACUGAUCCACGCGUGCUCCUCAUAGCAGGAGGAGGAGGAGGAGGAGGAGGAAGAGGAGUCGCCUCACGGUCACGUGGUUAUCAACCAAAGGGUUCUAGUAAAACUAAAUAUCAUUAUCUGUGCUGUAUCGUGUGAAAUAUCUCACCAGGAAUGUUGUAGCUGUUGUUGUCGUUCUGUAUCGUUUGUUUGUUUGUUUGACUGUUUGUUUGUUUGUUUACUUAACUUGUCUCUCCUCUUGGACCAUUUUGGUUGAUUCUCAGUAGGAUCAUGGUGUGCUUGGUGCUGUCAUAGUUGCUGUGUGUUCAACCCUCCCCUGCGCUCCUGUACAGAUGUGUGUGUGAGUGUGUGUGUGUGUGUGUGUGUGUGUGUGUGUGUAGCACUGCAGCUAAUGCUAAAACCUGUUCCAGCACCGUGACUUUAGAGAGCUGUUUAAUAUGAAGAUACAUAUGUAUAGCUAGAUAUCUCUAUCUCUCCUCAGAGUUAUUUUUCAUGGACUUAGCCUGUGUGUUCUGGCUCUGUGUGGAGUCUGAUGAAAGAGGCAGUGGGACGGAUGGAGGGAGCACAGGGGGGAGAGAGAGAGAGAGAGUGAGAGAGAGAGAGACGGACGGAGUGAAAGAGGUGGCCAUGGCUGUCGGAGGUGGACUCUUUUUGCGCUUGACCACUUUGUGCGGCAUGCCUGUGUGUGCUUCUCCUUUCAUUAGUGCGGCAGAAGAGCCUCACACCAGCACACACCUGAAAAGCCAAGCGUGUCAAAGCUUUUCGCGAGUUCAGCCGCCCGCACCCCCGCAGAAAAGUACUUUUUCCCCGGCACUCCGCUCCGACAGCUUUUGAAGGCCUUGACUUCCCAGUCAGGCAACCUUUUUGCGAUCUUAAUCUGUCUUCCCCGCUGCAUGGCAGUAAUGGCCUCGGAAAAUGUGUUUUUGGCAGCUCGGAUCAGAAAAAAAAAAAAGAAGAAGAGGGGCGAAAAAAAAAGAGGAGAGGACGAGAUUGAGUGAGAGAUGAGAGAGAAAAUGAGUAAAAGUGAGAAAAAAGCUUAGGAUGUUGGUGUCUGGCACAAAUUGCUUCCUCCUCCAUAAGUUUAACAGAGGCUUGUGAUCUGAGGUCACACUACAUCGGAUUUAUGACCUGUCUUAAGUGAAGGCCCACGCCUGACAUCUAAAGGUUAUGGCCACGGAUGAAUCCUGUAUAUAGGCAUGCCCCCCUGCUCCCUUAGCUGUUCUCCCACUUACCACACUCACCAAAACUUUCUUCUCGUCUGUGCAGGAAGACUAUAGAUGUUAGAGGGAGGAAAAGGGGUCGACUACUCCAACAUGUACAUUUUUUUCACCAUAUCAGCUAUUAUGGCAGUCGUAUUUAUUGCAGUGCAAUGGGUCAUCUUCUGUGUGCAUGCUUGUGUGCGUGUGUGUGUGUGUGUGUGUGUGUGAGUGUGUGUGUGUGCGUGCUCAAUUUGCUUUUGACUCACCCAGCUAGUUUUCUCUUUUCUUGACGUCAUCAGCGCAGUUCGGAGUGAGCGGAGGCAGCACCACAGCUGCUUCUCUCCACCACUGAGUCACAGGCGCAGGAGAGGACCAAGAGGCGCGUUAGUCACCGCUUCACCCUCAACCGCUCCACACUCCCCGUCUCAUUCCUGCCUCCGUCGCCUCAGCUGUACUGCACUAACAUGCACCCUGAGGGGUCACCACACCACACCACACCACACUAACACAAGGCUUUAGAGAGAAAGAGAGAGAAGGGGACGAGAGCACACAGUGUGUGUGUGUAUCAGUACGCUACUCUCUCUCAGUCAGCAUCAUAGUCGUUUCCAGUCGUUUGUCCUCUACCGCGUGAGCUUAGGGUCUGUCCCUCGCUCGCCACGUCUGGACCCUGGGAGUGGACGCACAGAAGCAGACUUUUCUUCCAUCGUUUCUUGGUGAGGCUUAGUAUAAUCUGGUGUGUAGCCCACUAGACCCUCCCUCAUAGCUGUCGACCGUGUUCUGUGCUGUGGCUUGGAAGCCCCCGUGUGUUUGCGUUGGAGUGUGUUUGUGUGUGUGGGUGACUGCGUUGCCUGUCUGUGCUACCAUACACUGAAUAUAUUGAAGAUGUACUGUAUUGUAUAGAUUGUGUUUAAAAGAGGAAAAAUUCUAAAAAUCUAUCGUGGACUACUUAAUGUUCAAUAAAAAGUGAGAUGUGGAAA
Molecule: messenger RNA, 7322 nt
Organism: Sardina pilchardus (European sardine)
Lineage: Eukaryota; Metazoa; Chordata; Actinopteri; Clupeiformes; Clupeidae
Product: WD repeat-containing protein 7
Exons: 28
Coding region: 133-4485 (1450 amino acids)
Cellular component (GO): cytoplasm
Molecular function (GO): protein binding
Source: RefSeq, a predicted model, not a curated record